AUGCCUCGACCUUCUCAACCCCAGACAUUCCAUGUCAGGAAACGAGGAUCGUCGUCCGAUGAAGACUGUUUGAACGUGUCAGAAUCAACAGCAGCUAGCGUUACGCAAAGAAAGACCAAAGGCAAAGGAGCGAACGCACGCAGUCGAAGAAAGCGAUACCGUGCCACCCGUACAGACGACGACGACGACGACGAAGAUGAUGACGAAGAAUAUACUCUUGCAGCAGCAGCCGAUGGUGGUUGUGGUGGUGACCAUCAAGCAAGCAUUACCCAAGCCAGUGUACCGGCAUUCUUGCAUAAGCUUUACAGCAUGAUUGACGAGCCGACAACCGACAAGCAUGUUCGUUGGUCUGAGAAUGGGAAAUCAUUCAUUGUGGAGGAUCAUGAAGGUUUUGCAAAGACGAUCUUGCCCUUGUAUUAUAAGCAUUGCAAGUUUGCUUCGUUUGUCCGUCAGCUCAACAUGUACGAUUUCCACAAGAUACCAGCAGUGCAACAGGGCGCCUUGUUCCAAAACAACGAGCAUGAUUUAUGGGAGUUUAGUCAUGAUCACUUUUAUCGUGGAUGCAACGACAAGUUGGCCCUUGUGACACGCAAACGCAACAAGAAUCUCGAGAGCAGCACGACACGUAGUUCUUUGACAUUGGCCAAGCUUGUGCGUGAUAUCGCCAGUAUUCGCAAGCAUCAAGCUGGUAUCACAUCCGAUUUGAGCAGCCUUCAAAGUGACAAUGCGACCUUGUGGCAAGAAUCAUUCGCUGCACGUGAAAAGCAUCAACAGCACCAAGAUGUCCUCAACAAGAUAUUGCAAUUCUUGACAACCGUUUUUACCAAUGAAGACAACCUUCUUCAAGCAACAGCACAACAAUUACGAGGCCCCUUCAUGCUUGGCAAAGAUAACGAGUACAUUAGUCUCACCGGCCAACCUUCAUCAUCAGGAUGUCGAAAUAGCCCGUUGAUCAUAUCAUUUCCUCUUUCUGAAUCCAUCACUGGAAAAUCAGCUACGAGAUUGAUUGAAGAAGCAGCGAGCCUUGUUGGUAUGACACCAUCACCAUCGACAGCGAGCAGUGAAACGAAGCAGCUUAAUGAUGAUAACCAGCAACAGCAACAACAACGUGAUGAGGCUUUGGGUAGGUGCCAAUCCACAGAAGAAGCCCGAUUACAAGAGGCGUUCAAUAGGACGUUAUCAUCCUUAUCAUACUCAAUGUUCUCUCUCUUUGAUUCGCCAAAAACUGCAGAUUCAUCAUCAUCUUCAUCAUCAGGAGGUACAAGAUCAUUCCAAGGACCACCAACCAAUGAUAUCACCAACCCCUUUCCUGAUGCAUUCAAUCGCGUGUCAUGUUCAGCAGAAACCAUCACCCAAGACAUUGAUGACCUGGAGGCUGACAUUGAAGCACUUGCCUCUCAUAUUGGCAUUGAUUCGAACGAUUUUGGAGAGACAUUUGAUUACAAUGAGCACAUGAAUGAUUUUCGAGAUGGCUAUGGUUCAAUGAUUGCAGGUGCAUCUCGUUCGGACAAGAUACAACUAUUUGAGCUUGCUGGGGGAUCGCAUGUGAGGAACAGAUACGAUAGCGAAGGAAGGGAGAUUUCAUCAGAGGGUAAGAAACCAGCUUCUUCUGCAACACCCAAUUCGAAUGAUGGUGGCGACAACUUGUAUCGACAACAACAUUCUUUUUCGGGUAUUCCACCACCACCACAACAACAACAUCCUUAUUCGAGUGCUGCUUCCAUGGCCUCAUGUGUUUCUUCACAGCAACACAAUCCAGCCACGGGUUCGAUUCAUGCUAAUUUGCUCCAAUCCUUUUACCAUGGCAUAUCAAUGGCACCAACCUCUGGCAGUCAACCUCAUUAUGUGGCUGUUCCUGUUCCUAUCCCGGUCCCUGUAUCUCUUGAACAAUACAAUGCAGCUACUGCAGGUGGAUCUAUUCCUGGAAGUAAUCAUCAGCAAGGAGGAGGAGGAGGGACAAUGACGCAUGCCUACUAUGCUGCUGCUGCUGCUGCCGCUGCUGCUCAACAACAACAAUCAGUCAAUCAAGCAUUAUAUUCCCCUGAUGGUCCUUUAGGUGCACAACAAUCACACAAAGGUCAUGGUACCCAUUCAAAUCCACCUUCAGGCAGCGACAACAAUCAAUCCAUGUAG
Messenger RNA from Lichtheimia ornata, 2133 nucleotides. RefSeq lists its product as uncharacterized. Gene Ontology annotation, molecular function: DNA-binding transcription factor activity; sequence-specific DNA binding. The coding region runs from base 1 to 2133 and encodes 710 amino acids. The record is from RefSeq and is a predicted model, not a curated record. The transcript is spliced from 6 exons. Gene Ontology annotation, biological process: regulation of DNA-templated transcription. NCBI's taxonomy places the organism in Eukaryota, Fungi, Mucoromycota, Mucoromycetes, Mucorales, Lichtheimiaceae.